Molecule: messenger RNA, 7415 nt
Organism: Cercospora beticola
Lineage: Eukaryota; Fungi; Ascomycota; Dothideomycetes; Mycosphaerellales; Mycosphaerellaceae
Source: RefSeq, a predicted model, not a curated record
CCGCUUCCACACAACGUUCGCACCCAACAACUUUGUUCGUGCCGUCGUUGACUCUCGCACACAUUUUCAGCGUGGAAGCGUUUCUUGCAUCUCAGGGCGGACGACACUCGUGGACGAUGCACCACUGAUCGCCCGGCGCGACACGUACUAGCAGGCAGCACACACCACAUUCCAGAGCCAGACCACCAGGUUCAUCUCGGCUCGACUAGUCCUCCGACGAUAUACCACGCACCACUACACGACAUGUCGGGUUACGAGAGGGAUGCCUCUCGCGACCGCGGCGACUCGCACCACAAGCAUUCCUUCAGCUACAGCGAUGGCCGCGCCAGCGUGCCCAUGUGGGACAGCUCUGACCCCGAACGCGCGCCCCCACCGCUGCCACUCAACCCAUCGACAGGCUCCUCGCCGACCAAGCCAAACACAUCUGCCGGUAUUGCCGCAGCUGCCAAAGCCAUAGUAGAGAAGGCACGCGAGAGCGCCCCGAUAUCGAGCUACACGCAGAACAAGAGCGGCGGAGAUGAGCGAAGUCUGGUAAAGGGCGCGCACCACAAGCGCAUGCAGUCGCUGCAGACCAGCCCGGUCAAGGACUUGCGUAGCUACCUCGAGAAUCGAUCACCCGAGCGAUCACCAGAACGACCCAACUCGCGACACUCAUGGAUGCCCGGGCGAAUGAGCAGCAUCGAGGACUUCUCGCCUUCACCGCAGUGUACGACCCCAACACCUGCCGAGAAGGAACGAGACGCGAUGAAGGAUACGCCAAUGCUCCGACCGACGACGCGACAGCGAUCGAUAUAUGGCGAAAACACGCCGCCCUCAGCUACGAUGCUAGCUCUUCAGACGAUGCAAGUGCCGGACCCACCUUUGGCCGACAUCACGAACGUGAAUGCACCAACCACGCCCAACAACCCACGCGUGCACACGAAUUACGACUUUUCCAGUCAGCUGCUCAACCUUACAACGAUCGCGACGAAUUUGCAGAAUGAGAUGAAGAAUCUGAGCCGGCGCAGCAAAGACAAUGCUACUGACCUGCUGACGUUGAAGGAAGCGACAAAUUCACGCGACGAAGACAUCCGCAAGAGUCUGCGAGAGCUGGCUUCAUCAGUCUCCGCCCAAAACCUCUUGCCUCCACCGCCUGUUGGCAGUUCUGCACGUAGUAUGAGCAGCUUCAGCCACUACAUUGAUUCUAAGCCGUUUGGCUCACCUCCUUCGGCAGGAAAGUCGUAUAGUGUACCCCGAGCUGCCAGUGCGCACAGCUUCCUCGAUGAACCACGAUGCGGCUCGCCUUCUCCAUACUCCGUCGAAGGCGCCGCGAGCGUGGCCAUGCUGGAGAAGAUCAUUCGUGAAAUGGUCACCAAAGACGGCCAAGAUCGCCUUCUGACCACAUUAUCCGAACUGCUGGAGAAGAGUGGCAAGGAGAACAAGGAUGCCAAGAAGAAGAUUGAAGAGUUGACAGAGUUCAUCAGAGAGCGGUCGGAGUCACAUGCUCUUGUUCCGGUAAGCACUGCCAAUGGCGGUCCUCCAAAGCUUGAGCUGAACUUCGACUCUCCUACGCCAAAGGCUAGAGAAACAUAUGCGCGACGCGACUCGAACGAUGAAGAACUUAUGCGACUACUGGGACGUAUCAAAGACUCUGUCACACAUUCCGGCGGUACUACUUCCGAAGUCAAGGGCCUCGUUCGCGAUCUGCGAGGCGAGGUAUUGGGCAUGGGCAGAGAACUGGGCAAGAAACUCGACCAGAUUGGCGACGCUCAGCUGAACACAUCACUGGACAGAUCGAUCAAUGAGGGGCGAGACAACGAGCAUCUGGAAGAAGUACAGCACAUUGUCCAGGAAGCCAUGGCAGAACUCAAGCAGAAUCUGGCCGGUAUCAUGAAAGAGAGGGCCGAGCAGGAUGAUGACACCUUCAAGCAACUCGCGGUCGCUCGAUCCGGACCCAAUGCCGAAGAAAUGAUGGCAACUGUACAGCGCGCCUUGGCCGAGCACAAUUCGAGUCUGGAAAAAUCACGGGAAACUGAUGUCGAGAACCUGGGCAUCGACCGAGAAGGAGUUCUGGCUGCAGUGAAGGAAGGCCUUCAAGACUUCGAACCCAACAUCGAAUUGCAGCAAUUCGGUCUCGAACGUGACGAGAUCCUUGCUGUGCUCAAGGAGGGUCUGGAGCUGCAUCGCGAAGAUCGCGCAGAGCCCGCACCACCACAAAUCGACAAGGGAGAGAUCUACGAAGUUAUGCAAGAAGCUCUCAAGGACUUCCGCGCACCGUUUCCAGCAGAUCAGCUUGAGCAACUCAAGGAGGAGCUCAUUGGGAAUGUGCGCCAGGCUCUGGACGACUUUACGCCGCCACCUGCCGAGGCGCCCAUCUCGCACGAUGCCAUGAACGCCAUGGUACUUGCAGCUGUGACCGCCGGUCUGGCCGAGCAUGGCCCAUCCGCACCUCGCGAACUCGAGAUCAGCAGAGACGACCUGUUCGAUGCUGUGAAAGCUGGUCUGGAUGAUCCCUUCGGCGGCUUUAGCGAGCAAGUCUUGAAGCAACUCGGCGACUUGAUUGAGGAGAUGCGAGUCGAAUUCAAGCAAUACUCCGCAGCGAAUGGUCGCGAUACUGAGCAAGUCCUCGACGCGAUCAAAGAUGGUCACGAGGCUCUUCGGCACGAGAUCGAGACUUACGUCGAUCGCGCUCAAGAUGUCACAGGCAAGGACGAAAUUGUCGACACCGUUAAGACAGGUCUCGAGCGUCUGCGUGAAGACGUCAAAGACUUCUGCGCAGCAGGUCCGUCCCACGAUGGUGGCAGAGGAGAGAUGCUGGAGUACAUUCGAGCCGAGUUUGAGCAGCUUCACAGCACGAUCAAGGAGAAUGGAUCUACUCGUGACGCCGAAGAGUCGGAAGCUGGCCAAACGGCAGUAAUCAUGGUUCUCAAGGAAGGGUUGGACGACCUCAAGGCGCACCUUGAGAGCCGCAACGACGACCUCAUCAACAAUGAAGAACUCAAUGAGGCCAUGAAGGAGGAGUUCGACCAGCUCAAGGGAGCGAUCCUGAACGCCAGCGCGGCCGACAAGAACGAGCUGCUGGAGACAAUACAGGACUCGAUGGUCGCCUUGCACGGCAAACUCAAUGGCAGCGAGCUGAGCGCCAUCGCAGGUGGUGCUACUGACGAGAUAAUGGACACCAUGCGACAAGAGCUUGCGACACUCAAGGAAUCUCUUCACGCGAUGAUCAGCGAGAACGACAAAGAUGCCAUCGCCGCGAGUAUCCGAGAAACCAUCGACGAGCUUCGCACACAAAUGCUCGCUGAUCAGGAUGACGCCUCUGCAGCUGCCUUUGCCACGAUCAAGCAGGAGAUCGAGAGCUUGAAAGAGUCUUUCGGCAGCGCGCUUGUCGUUGGCAACUCCGGUGAGCGAUCCAUGUCUGACGAGGACAAUGAGACUCUUCAGGCCAUCCGCGCAUCGCUGGACGAGGUCAAGGAGAGUGUCGGAAAGCACACAAGCGAUGGCAUAUCCACUGAGCAGCUCGAAGCCAUUCGCGGCGAAUUCGAGAACCUCCGCAACUCGAUCGCCACCAAUGCGGCGCAUGCAGGCAGCAACGAGGAGGUGCUUGAUGCGAUCCACCUCGGCUUAGAUGAUCUGCGCUCGCAUCUUGAGAAGAAACUCGACAAUCCUGAGACUGUGGUCCAGCAUCAAGGACAGGUUCUGGAUGCCCUUAACGAGGGUCUGGAGACUCUGCGAGCUGACAUUGUCAAGACACUCGAUAAGCCACUCGAUCAGACUGUCAACUACGAAAUUCUGGAGACGUUGAAGGACGGCCUGGCAGACCUACGGAACGAGAUGGACAAGCUGAAGUCACCCGCAGGAGACAAGGCUCAAGCCUCUGAAGGUGGCGAAAUUGUCCUUGCAGAUGGACUAACACGCGAACUUUCUGCAGAAGAUGUCGCCGCCGCUGAGGCUGCGUCGAAGACCUCGACUUCUGCUCAGAAGGCCGAUAUCGAAGGCCUGGAAGUCCUCCUUGCUCAAGUGCAAAUCAAGAUCGAGGCCAUGGAUCAUGCUAUGCAGGGCAUCUCCAGUCAGCAAGCGGCGCCGCAGGUGCCCGACGGCAUUGCACUCAAAGAGGACCUCACGGGACUGGAGAGCAUGAUCCGAGAGCUGCAAGAGAGCGUCUUGGGAAUGAACUCCAAGUCUGAAGAGCGCAGUCCCGAAGGCGCGGCUUUGAAAGAGGACACAGAUGCCAUCGAGACAUUGCUCCGCAACACCAAGGCUCAGCUCGAGGAGAUGAUCUUGCCUGAUCCUACUACGGUGGCUACCAAGGACCAUCUUGAUGAAAUCCAGGUUGCAGUCGCCGUUGCGAACGAGGCUCUUGUCGGCAUUACUGAGAAGAUCGACAACUCAACUGCUUCCAAGGCUGACGUGGCUGUUGUCGAGGUCCUUGUCACUGACAUCAAGACUAUGAUGGAUGAGCUCAAGGAAAAGCAGACCGCUGCUGAUUCAGAGGAGAAGCCGGAGACCAUGACCAAGUCUGACCUUGACGUGCUUGGAGUCCUAUGCACCGAGAUCAAGACAUCCGUCAGCGAGCUUCAUAACCCAGAUCCGGCAUCGGUCCCAACCAAGGCUGAUGUCGAACAGCUGCAAGGCUUGAUCAACGACUUCCGCGAGAGCCACGACAAGAUGCGCGAUAGCUACGAGACCGAUAUUGCUGUCACAGCUAAGGCUUUUGACGAUCGCAAGAAAGAAUUUGACGACACCAUUGCUCAAAUCGACGAAGUCAAGGGCCUGAUUGCAGAGAUCAAGGUUGAGCUUCUUGAGAAGGUCGCCGAUGGCGAGACUGGAAUCAAUGCGCUAGGUGUCACACUCAAGGGCCUCGAGGAGCGGUCCGAUAACGAAGCUGUCGUCACUGAGGUCAAGGAAGUCAUGGAGAAACUCAAGGAAGAAUUUGAGAAAGCUCACGCCUCCAUCGAAGCUAUCAAGGUCGACCAUGCUGCAUCAUCUGAGUCUGCGCUCGAAAAGCAGUCGGAGCAUAAAGACGCAGUUGUAUCGGAGCUCGCUGAGAAGCUUGAAAACUCGUUCGGCGCACUGAUGAGCAAGUACGAUGAUGCUCAGACAGCAGCCGAGGAGAAGUCCAAGACUUUGGAGGAGAAUGUCACCAAGCAAGAGGCACUUCUCAACAGCACCAAGGAGAUGGCUGAUGAUCUGAAGCUGUCCAUCGACACACUUGGGUCGACACUGACUGCUUUUAUUGGCGAUCUGCCGGCACAAGUGGAGAAGAUGACUGAGGAGUCCAAGACUGUAUUCGCGCAAGGUGAGACGACACAAGUCAAGCUCGAUGAAGCAUCGGAGGCCCUGAAGAAUGAGCACGCCAGCACACGCUCCGAGGUUGCCAGAAUUCUCGCUGCCGUCGAUGUGCUGCAGAGUGACAUGUCGGAGCACAAUCCACGCUUCAUGGUCACACUAGAGGAAGUACGGGCCUUGAUCAAUCAGCACUAUGAGCAUUCCCAGAAAGCCUACUCUGCCGCCGAGGAGCAGGCUCAAGCUGUGAAGGAGCUGCAAGAGGCACUCAAGUCUGGCUUUGAAGAGACGAAGAACCAGCAUGCAGAUGGCCUCAAGUCUCACCACGAAGCUUUAGAGAAGUCCUUGCCGAUGCUCAUGCCUCCUCCGAUGGAAAUGCCAGCGCCGCCUGAGAAGUACGACGAUUCAGCAGUUCGUGAGAAGCUCGACGAGCUCAUGAGUCACGUUGAAGAAGCCAAGGAUCGUUCAGCACAACUCGAGCGCCUGGACGAAAUUCACGCAAAGGUCAUGGCGACUGCUACCGAAGUAUCUGCUUUUGUCGUGGCUCAGAACAAGCAGAUCCAAGAGGACCACGAGAGCAAGGAGAAAGAGGCUGAGGAGAUUGCACUACUUCUCGAGCGUCGCCUUGAGCGCAAGGAUCAGCUCGAAGCCGACAUCACUGUCCUCAACGAGGAGAAGAUGUCUCUUCAAGCUGCUGUCGAACAACUCAAGGCUGAGAAGGAGGCGCUUGCUUCACAGAAGUCCCGCCUCAGUGCUGACGUUUCCUCAAUGGAGAUGGCGCUUCACAUCCGUCGUGAGGAGCUGCACGAUAUGGACAACAAGGCUGCUGCCAUCGAGCGACGCAUGCUGGAGGGUGUCAUGAACCAGUCUCGCAUGUUGCUGCUGACGAAGUCGAAGAAGUCGGCCCCAUCAUCGCCUAAGAAGAAGAGUCAAGGACGUGACCUUCGCAUCCCAAGCGAUGCUUCUGCCGACUCAGCCCACACGGUUACCUCAUCUGUGCAGCCCAUCAAGGCAAACCAUGCCUUGGCUAUGAAAGCUCGACCAACACUUCUGCGCAACGGAGCUGUGGCACCCAACACUGCUGAGCGCCGUAUCAUGUCUCUCAACCAGAUCAACCACAAUGUGCCGACUGGUGCUCACGCCUACACGUCUGACAAGCCAAGCUUGAUGAACGGUGGUGGACUCGGCAACGUCAAGCGUAGCCACUCGGUCAAGCACAACUUUAUGCGAAAACCUUCUUGGACGGAGCGCAAGCAACGCGUCUCUUCCCUUGCAUCCACAACAGAAAACAAGGAGAAUGAGCUUUCUGAAGAGGACGAGGACGAAAAUGUCGAUGCUUCACCCCAGGAGUUCGGAUCCGAAGUUGGCACUACUAGGAGGACCAGCUUGAUGUCUGGCACUGAUGGUAGCAUGUCCUACGCCACGGGCAGCUACGUCGGCGAAGGCGAGACUCCCGACGAGAACGGCCAACGACGCAGCCUUGCGCCGAGUGAUAUGACCUACGAGACAGGAUCUUACCUCAGCAACGGCUCGUACAUGACUGGCACAGAUCUUGAUCGCCGCAGCUCGAUCGGCAGCUCAGCACAUGGCCAGCUCGGCAUGACGCCUCUCGAACAGGAUGCUCAGCUCGGCGCUAUCAACCCUUCGGACCUGUCGAUUCUUCCUCGAUCCAGCUUGAGCACUGUUCCUGAGGGCCAGUCGGAAGUCAGCAGCGUUGCACCAAUUCAGGCUACUGCGUCGGAAAUCGAGGCUGCUGUGCAGGAAGUCAUGGGCGAAAUGGAUGAUAAGGAACUCAAGCGAUUCUAUGCUCCACCGAGCGAUAGUGGUCUUGGAACGGAUUGUCCUACUGCUGCUUGUGAGAGUGGAGCCGAGUCUGGUGGCAGUGCUGUUGGGUAUUUUGCGAAGUGAUGACGGGGAUGUGAUGUUGGAUGGAGGGUUGAAGGCUUGCCUUCGUUCGAUGAGAUUGGAUUGUUCGGUCGUUCUGGAGGAUGAAGACGUUUGAUGGAGGAUGACAUGAGAUUGUGGAUGAUGAAGUAUGAUUGUUUGAACGAUUCUUUUUUGGAUGCGUUUGAGCGGGUUUGUUUAUGCAGAAGUAUGAUUCAUGGUGUAGGAUGGAAUGAGAGGAUUGUAAUGAAUUAUUGGUUCGCUGC